This is a messenger RNA of Alternaria atra, 1785 nucleotides long. RefSeq lists its product as uncharacterized. Gene Ontology annotation, molecular function: RNA binding. Gene Ontology annotation, cellular component: nucleolus. The record is from RefSeq and is a predicted model, not a curated record. Lineage: Eukaryota; Fungi; Ascomycota; Dothideomycetes; Pleosporales; Pleosporaceae. The transcript has 3 exons. The coding region runs from base 1 to 1785 and encodes 594 amino acids. Gene Ontology annotation, biological process: maturation of LSU-rRNA from tricistronic rRNA transcript (SSU-rRNA, 5.8S rRNA, LSU-rRNA).
AUGGCUGCUGACGACAUCAAAGGAAAGAAGCGCAAGGGCGCAUCAGAGGCGGCGCCGAAAGCGAAGAAGCCCAGAAAGUCGGACGAUGUUGCACCCGUCGAAGCGAAACCAACAAGGAAAUCUGCGCGUAAACAAGCUGCCGACUUCAUGGACAUCGAAGAAGAGGCUGCGCCUGUCGCCGUCGCCGAGCCUGCCAAGCCAAAGAAGGGCAAGAAGAGCAAGGCCGCAGCUGAUGUCGAUACCGAGAUGGCUGAACCCGCCACUGAGGUAGUAGAGGUCGCUGAAGUACAAGAAAAGCCCAAGAAGCAAGCAAAGAAGGGCAAGGCCGCUGCCAAGGUCGACACUGAGGCCGCUGAGCCUGUCGCUGCAGUAGUAGAGGUCACUGAAGUGCAAGAAAAGCCCAAGAAAGGUGGAAAGAAGGGCAAGAUUGUAGUCGCAGAGGAGACAGUCGUAGCAGAGGCUCCCAAGGCUAAGGCUAAGACCGCUAAGAAGGGAAAGGCUGAGGAUGUCGAACCUGUUGAGGAUGCUCCUGUUGUAGUGGAGGAGACUACCACAGUCGCAAAGCCAAAGAAGACAAAGGGCGGAAAGAAGCAGGAGGCGACUGAGCCAGAGGUCGAGGUCACCGAGAUUACAGCGGUAGACGAUGACGCAGACGACGCAGCUGAAGACGACCAGACCGCAGCUCUACUCGCUGGCUUCAGCGAUUCCGAUUCGGAUGAUGCUGACGAAGAUGAAAACUUCGACGAAGCCGCAAAGGUUCCCAAACUUAGCGCAAAGCAGCGGAAAGCGAUAAAGCAAGCAGAGGCUGCCCCCAAGUCUAACGAGCCCGGUGUUCUCUACGUUGGUCGCGUGCCUCGUGGUUUCUUCGAACCUCAGAUGAAGCAGUACUUCUCGCAGUUCGGCAAGGUCAACCGGUUACGCCUGUCGCGCAACAAGAAGACUGGUGCCUCCAAGCACUUCGCUUUCGUCGAGUUCCAAUCCCAAGAGGUCGCUGACAUCGUCGCACGAACCAUGAACAACUACCUACUGUUCGGUCACAUCCUCAAAGUCCAUCUCAUCCCCAACGAACAGGUACACCCAGAUCUCUUCAAAGGUGCCAACGAGCGAUUCAAGGUCGACCCUCGCAACAAGAAGGCCGGUCUCGAGAUGGAGCGUGGUGUAGAGCGUUCGCAAUGGGAAAAGCGCGUGGAGAACGAGAACAAGAGAAGGACAAGCAAAGCUAAGCAGCUCAAGGAGAUCUUUGAUUACGAGUUUGAAGCACCAGCGCUCAAGACUGUCGACAGUGUUCCAAAGCACACUAGCAUAACUACUCUCAAACCGGCGAAGCCACAGCAGCUUCUUACUGAAGCGGCUGCUGAGGAGACCACUGUCACUGAGCUGCCAAAGGCUAAGAAGGGCAAGAAGGGUGCGAAGGCUCAAGCAGAGCCGCAACCGACUCAGGCUGCUGAGGUUACAGAGGCUGUCGAGGCUGUCUCCCCUGCACCAGCAAAGAAGGGCAAGAAGGCUGUAAAGGCCAAGGCUGUUGAACCCGCUGAGGUUGUGACUGAGGAGAUUGUCGAAGCCACCACGCCCGCUGCAGACAAGAAGCCUAAGAGGACUAGCAAGCGCAAGUCAGACGUCGCGCUCGAGGCAACCGCCGUUACCGAGGAGACUGUCCCGGAGACAACACCUAAGAGCAAGCGGGCUAAGAAGGAGAAGGUCGUCGUUGAGCCUAUAGUCGAAGAGGUCGAGGAGAAGAAGACGGCCGUUAAGCCAAAGAAGGCGGCUAAGAAGGCCAAGGCCUGA